UGCAAGACAAGAAAAUUAAAAGAAAAGGAGCACAAGGCAAGAAGCGAGGAGCGAUAUAAAUAGACGAGUGGUGGUUGGCUUUGGCUCUAGCUGCUCCUACUAGCUACCAAUUUCUUACACGAGCUAAUAAGGCUAGAGUGCAAGCCCCCCUGCCUGUUCGGGUUCGGUGAGGGAGUCGAGUCGAUUGGCACCGAGCUACCAGCUAGCAGCAGGACGAUGCAGCAGGGGGACCAGAUGGAGUGCGGCGGCAAGGAGGAGCAGCUGCUGCAGCUCGUGUGCGUGCGGAGCGCGUCGACGGGCGAGGAGGCGAUGGCGGAGUGGGCGGCGGAGCAGUCGUCGUCGCGGUCGGCGCUGUCGCUGUUCAAGGAGAAGGAGGCGGAGAUCGAGCGCAGGAAGCUGGAGGUGCGGGACAAGGUGUUCUCCAUGCUGGGCCGGGUGGAGGAGGAGAGCAAGCGCCUCGCCUUCAUCCGCCAGGAGCUCGAGGUCAUGGCCGACCCCACGCGCCGGGAGGUCGACGCCAUCCGCAAGCGCAUCGACAAGGUCAACAAGCAGCUCAAGCCGCUCGGCAAGACGUGCCUCAGAAAGGAGAAGGAAUACAAGAUGUGCCUCGACGCCUACAACGACAAGAGCAACGAGAAAGCUACGCUCGUCAACAGGCUCAUGGAGCUCGUGAGCGAGAGCGAGAGGCUGCGGAUGAAGAAGCUUGAAGAGCUCAACAAGACGAUAGAGUCCCUCUACUAGAUCUGCUCUGCACGCCUCAAGGGACGACGAAGACGAAGACGAAGAUGCCGAUCCGGUAGUAGUCCGGAGGCACCACAGGAGGAGCAGAGCAUGCAUUGCUGGUUGCAUGCUCCACGUGCAACUUUUUCAGGCGACGUGGGUGUGAUUGAAUUUGUUGCUUUACAUUUGUGUGCUAGCUUUGUAACGGGUGGUCAGGCUAGAGUACUGUUGCACUCUCUGGGCAUGUAAUGCAACUGCUCUGGCGCAGCGUCACAGCCGUGCUAGGUGCGCAAACGGACAUUUCUCACAUUCUCAAAAACAUUAAAACAAGAUCGAUGCUCGAGUGGAGACUACUCAAA
This is a messenger RNA of Panicum virgatum (switchgrass), 1079 nucleotides long. RefSeq lists its product as uncharacterized. The transcript is spliced from 3 exons. Lineage: Eukaryota; Viridiplantae; Streptophyta; Magnoliopsida; Poales; Poaceae. The record is from RefSeq and is a predicted model, not a curated record. Bases 217 to 741 code for a protein of 174 amino acids.